Messenger RNA from Symbiodinium sp. CCMP2592, 1395 nucleotides. Lineage: Eukaryota; Dinophyceae; Suessiales; Symbiodiniaceae. The record is from the annotation of a GenBank genome assembly.
AUGGUUCAGGGUGUUGUCUAUGCUGGCAGAACUGACGAGCAAAUAGAGCAGCUGGAGGCUGAGAACCAACGUCUAAAGGCCAAGCUGGAAGACGAGUCCAGCCGCCACGCCGUCCAAACUGAGGAGCUGGAAGCCUCACAUCGCGAUGCCCUGGGGGCCGCGGCGGAGCAGCUGGAGUCGCAGCGCGUGGCCUAUGUCACCCAGAUGGAGGACAUGCGGCAGAACUUGGACAACCAGUAUCGUCAGGAGCAGGAUGCUCUCAAGGCACAGGAGCAAGAGCAGAACCAGCGCUUUCAGGAAGAGCUUCAGCAGCUGAGGGAUCGGGAAGCAGCCCAGCGAAAGAGGCACGAAGAGCAGAUGAUGGAGUUCAGGGGCCGGGAGGAGGAACGGCAGCGCAAGUUCCAAGAAGACUUGGGCGAGGCCGAAGUGCUUCCGACACCGGUCGACGUGCUGGAGAUCUCGGACACAGAGGAGGUCGAAGGCAUCAACGACUACCCACGAGCUCUCGAAUUCCAGAAGAGCUGGAUUCACUCCGAGAAUUAUGCGCACGUCUUGGAACGCGUCACGGAUAAUGUGGUUGAGCUGCAGUCGCAGUACGUUGGUACUUCGCCUCCGAUUCAGGAGUCGAUGAAACUUGUCCGAGACCUUUGGAUGCUCACCGAUCAGGCACUUGCAAACCAAAACUCCUACCAAUGCUUCAACCUUUGCGUGCUGUGCGAGAUGUCGCCGGAAGAGCUGCUAGCAAAGCCGCUGAAGACCAUCUCCGUGUCGCGCGCAAAAGACUACAAGGACAAACUGAAGAUGGCUCUCAUUGCCCCUGCAGAUGCCGCCGGCGGUCUCGUCACCGGUGUUUUCGCCGGCUUGCUUACUGCAGGAGCCUUCGGAACGGCCGGCGGUCUCGUCGCUGGCGAAGUGACGGCAGAGAAAAUCGGUCCGGGCUUUGUCAGCCUUAUGGCGGGCCUCAUCUCUGGAGCCGUGACCGGUGCGGUGGUGCUUCCUUUCGCCGUAGCGGACGGCAAGUUCUUGCCAAACCAGCCCUUCGCGAACCAUUUUGGCGCAAACAGCUACGGCUUGAAGUCGCUCAGGAAUGCUAUGGAUUACAAUGUCUCCAAGUAUGUGGACGGCUUCUUCGACAGCAAUCCUGACGACCUGUACAAACCGGACGAGUCGUCAAGUGAAGAGGUGCAGAACUACAAAGCCUUGUCACACUGCGAGUAUCUGCGGCUUCGGCCAUUCGACAUCCGCCACGCCAUACUCUGCGCCCGGCAUUCCAUGCUUUGUGGAAAGAGCGGUGGCAUGUUGGUCGCGGAAGCAAAAGAUGGUCAGUGUGCAGCCCUUUCCGGGCGCUACAUGCAAGAUACGCUCUUGCGCCAACACUUCCAGCAGAGCAAAUAG